GUAUAAUAUAUUUAAUAAGUAUGUAGUUUCGCACUUCUUUCGAUUUCUGUCUCUUUCUAUGAUCCCUCCACGAUCCGUGCAAGUCCUGGCUUUGCAAACUCUGAUCCACGGCACAUCGGUAGUAAUGAUUGUUACCGUACAGUACGGUACUUCUACUUCUAAUCAUCCACUUGCCUUUCCGAACACGACCAUCGCACCGGUGUGUUUUGGAAGAACCGCAAUCGACGGGAACAACUGUAUUAGCAACCAGGGAACCACAGCAGCGACACGGUCAAAAACUUUCACCGUAGCACAGAAAGAAACAGAAACAAACCAAACAAGACCAUGAGCGGAUUCCUGCCCGACCUCGCCAACUGGGCCCUGCGCGGCGGUGCGAGCGACAGCGGCGACGAGGCCGAGGCCGAGACAACGGGAGAGGGAUCCCCGGCCGCCCCCCCGGAACCCGCCAUCACCGAGGCCGACAUGCGGGCCCGGCGGCUGGCGCGGAUGGAGGCCAUGCAGCGAAACCAGCAGCAGCAGCAACAGCAGCAGCAGCAACAACAACAACAACAACAACAACAAGAAACGCAAAAGAAACCCCAGCCGAUGCAGAUCGACACGACCCCCCCGUCCGAUUCGACCGCGGCACCGAUGGAAACCGAGGAGACCCCGCCGCUCACCAAGAAAGCCAAGGGAGAUCCGUCCCACCGCGCAACGGCCGAUUCCAAGCCGAAAGCAAAGCCAUCGACCCCCGUGGAUCCCGCCCGGAAGCUCCAGCGGAAAAAGGAGCUCCUGAUCAAGAAGGUCCUCCAGGUCACCUGGACCCGGCCCGGAUCGGACAAGCCGRCCCACGACGACCCGUCCUGCCUCGCCAUCGAGCUGGACGACGCCACCGAAUCCGGGGUCCCGGCCAUCGACGAGCUUCUGGCCAACCGCCUGUCCCUGCCGCCGGGCAAGCUGGAGGAAACCUCGCCGGCCCAGAAGCCCUUUGUUCUGUACCUCGCGUCCGUCCACCGCAGGGCCGCCGGGGAGGCGAAGACCCUCCGCCAGCAGCAAAARGAGUCGAACGCCCCCCUCCUGGAAAUGCUCCAGUCCAUCCAGAACCAGGUGGUGUCCUACGCCGCCAGCGGGCUCAUGAUACCCGACAUGUUCGAGCAGGCCAGCGGCUCCAGGGGACAGCUCCUGCACGCCGUGGUCAAAACCUGCGGGGGAGGGGAUCCCAUGCAGGCRAUCACCUACGGGGUCCGGAACGGAAAACCGGACUCGAGUUUCUACCACCAGCUCUGCGACGAGCUGCAGGACCAGGACGCCUCGGCCUUUGAAGCGGUGGUCUCCGGCCUCGCCAACAAGAUCUGGGAGAGCCUCAAGCAGUGCGAAACCAUCGACUCGACCGUCACCGUUGCGUGCGGACAGGGAGGAUCCACGGCCGCGGUCACCUGCGGCCCCACCCAGCUGGUGUCGGCCCUCCAGGCCGUCUGCGGACACAAAAAGGUCGCCGCCGUGGUGGCCAACGGAACCGGCUUUUUGCUGCCGCCUCCGGGGACGCCGGAAGCGGCCGRAACGAUCCGCCCCCCGAUGCCGGCCGGGGCCGACCUUUUCCGGAUGCUGGCCGGGGCCAACACCCCCAAGCCCUACAAGAAGCGGAGCGGGGUGGGGCUGGAGCGCCACACGCUGCUGGGGUCCGUGCUGAAGAUUUCGACGCCCCGGAACAACAACCCGGCCUUUUCGUCCAUGGACGUCCUCCGSCAGUCCCCGACCGCCCUCGAGGGGGUGACGCAGUCGCAGCGSAGGCAGAUCAAGCUGUACCAGACCCUCUGCAACCAGCUGGUCAUGGGCUUUGUCAAGGCGGGGAAGGAACCCCGGGACAAGCUCUUUCGGUGGUUUGCGGACUGCCAGAAGGUCAAUUUGGGAGCCACCGCCAUGAGGCCGGACUACCAAUCGAAGGUGUCGAGCCCGGGAUUGCUGCUGAACGUCAGCGUGGUCCUGCUCAAGCUCUCCGAGCCCUUUGUGGCGGACGAGGCGAAACACGGGUUGAUCGAUCCCCUCUUUGUCCUGAGCGCCGGGGACAACCGCGGGACCUUUCCCAUCCGGACCGAGGGGGGAGGCGACGAUUCUUUGCCGCGCCUCGGCGACGAGGGCAACGAGGGCACAAGCACGGGCGACGACUCCACCACUCCGCUUUACAAACCAAAGAACGCCUUUAUUCCCCAGUGUUUUUUUUACACGGCGAGGUCCCUGAACCUGGGCAUCGUCCCGCUGCUGAGCCAGCACGAGAGCCUCCUGAGGCACCUGUCCCACAGGCACUGGGAACUCAACAACAGCAACACGGACAUCUUUAGCGAUCCCCAGUUUCGGAUUCUCCUUUCCAGGCAGCGAUCCCACGAGGUCCCCCUCUUCCAGGAAGAAAUGGUGACCGACACCCUCCGCUUUUGCGACCUGAUGGCAAAGACCCUKUACCAGAUGGAAAACGACGACAUCCUCAGAAAGAUGCCGGAGCACUUUGUCGACGACCUCUGCGAGAUUCUGAUGGGCGUGGCGAAGCUCCAGCCCAAGCUGCUCAGGGGCCUGCAGUUCAAGCACGUCUUUUUGCUGAUGGUCAAGCUCCUCAGCCCGAAGUACGCSCCCAUGAUCCGCAACUACAACCUGCGGGCCACGCUCGGGGACGUUCUCUACGAGCUGUACCUGCCCGCCGACGGGGARCGGGCCAGGCGCCGGCGGGACGUCCCGGAGAGCAUCGCCCUGGACCCCUCCAGGGGCGGCCGGUCCUACCUGCUCUCCGACGAGUCGGCGCAGGAAUCCCUGGCGCCCUCCCUGCUCCUCUUGUACGGAGAGGUUGAGUACACGGGCCACUACGAGAAAAUGUCCCACCGGGCAAAGAUCUCGUCCCUGCUCAAGUACCUUUGGGAGUCCAAGGAGCACAGGCCCGCCUUCCAGCAGAUCACCCAGAACAAAGACUCCUUCAUCAAGUUCGCCAACGGCAUCAUCAACGAAACCAACCAGCUGAUCUCGACCGUCAUGACCAAGCUCCCGGAGAUCAAGACCGCACAGGAGCAAAUGGCCGAUGCUGCCGCUUGGGGGCGCCUGACGGAGGAAGAACAGUCCGACGUCACCAGCCGCCUGGACGACAACGAGCGGGAGGUCAAGAGCGCCCUGCCCCUCUGCAACAAGACGAUGCAGAUGUUUGGCUACCUCAACACGGACCGCGAGAUCCGGGACCUCUUCUUGCUCCCCGAGCUGUGCCCCCGCUUGGUCAACAUGCUCAUCCACGUGCUGGGRAAACUGGUGGGGUCCAAGGGAGUCGAAUUGAAGGUACGUACGGCAAUCAUAYAGACGAGCGAGGCAUGCAUGCGCAUUGCGAACGAACCAAGGACCGAGCACRUUUYAUCUAGGAAUAGCUGGCUGGCCGUCUUUGGCYYUGUCCGAAGGCUGCUACGAAUGAAAACGAAACWCUCACGCCGUUUUUAACUAAUUACCCUUAUCCACAGGUCAAGGAUCCGGAACAGUACGAGUUCCGUCCCAAGGAGAUGCUGCGCGAUCUUUGUGCGAUCUUUGCCAUCUUUGCCUCGGCUCGGGACUUUCAGCGGGAAUGCGCCAAGAGCGGGUGCRACCCCAAAACCCUGAGGGAGGCCGUCAAAAACUGCCAGAAAUUCAACCUCCUCACCGGAGACUCCAUCGCGGCGUUUGAGUCCCUGCCCGAYCUGGUGGAACAAGAACUGGACGUCGUCAAGGCCGACGAGGCCCUGAUGGAGGACGCACCCGAUGAAUUCAUGGACCAGAUCAUGGCAACCUUCAUGAGGGAUCCGAUCAUUCUUCCCAGCGGCCACGUUGUCGACCGGGCAACCAUCACACAGCACCUGCUGAACGAUCCCAUGGACCCUUUCAAUCGCGAACCCAUGACGAUCGAUGACAUAAAGCCAGCCGUGGASCUCAAAGCCAAGAUCGACGGCUGGCUGGAGCAGAAGCGCUCGGCCCAGGGAAAAUAGGCUAGGCCGAUCGAGUCACCACGGAGUGGGAACGCAGCACUGCCGGUCCCCAAUGGAUUCGAGCACACAGUGGCGACGCUUCAGAAUUCAUCGAUUGCUGCUACGAGAAAACGAGUCUCACUGAUUUACGAUACUAGUCGAACGGCAACAGCACCGGCAACCUGAUGCAAUGCAGUACAAUACACGGAACGGGAGCAGGGCACAUAGACAUGAGUUCUGUGGUUSUAGGAUCUCAUAAUCUCGCAUUAUCAUUUCAAUCUUUUAGAAAAAAAUAAUGAUGGCCUUUUUCCUCAUUAAGAUGUAUGUAUUGGUAAUGAUCACGUGUGGUGCAAUGGCUUGUCCGAURGUCACAAUUUUAGAAUAGGAAGCUCGCAUGUAGGAGGCACUCGGGAUGGUGCAAUCGUUGGCUCUUCAGACCUUCUUGAGCGAGGCGCUUCUGGAUCGCAGAUUGUAGGGGCAACCCUUGGGUGCCUCGACAAGGGCUUUGCUGGGUGCCGAUCCGGGAUUCUUGCCGCUUGGUUCCUUCUCGACGGUACCGGUGUGGUCUCGGUCCGUKUCCUCGUCUUCCGCCAUGCCCAGGCUUCGCCUCUGGUGGAUUUCCCACAACUCCUCGCCGACCGAAGACGACCGGCGUUUGCGCGGCAAGUGAUCGUGGYCGUCUUCCUCCUCCCGCAAUCGCCUCAAGUGGACGAGGUAGAGCUCCUCACCYGGGGUCGUCGCGUGCUUSUCCAGCGUGGAGGUUCUUUUGGGAUAGGUCGCCAUGGUCAUCUUGUUGCUACUUCGUGCAAAACUACUGCAAGUAAAAGGAUGUAAUCGUU
Molecule: messenger RNA, 4780 nt
Organism: Pseudo-nitzschia multistriata
Lineage: Eukaryota; Bacillariophyta; Bacillariophyceae; Bacillariales; Bacillariaceae
Source: the annotation of a GenBank genome assembly